Messenger RNA from Auxenochlorella protothecoides, 1323 nucleotides. RefSeq lists its product as hypothetical. The transcript has 6 exons. The record is from RefSeq and is a predicted model, not a curated record. Lineage: Eukaryota; Viridiplantae; Chlorophyta; Trebouxiophyceae; Chlorellales; Chlorellaceae. The coding region runs from base 1 to 1323 and encodes 440 amino acids.
AUGUGCGAUCCGCAGGACCCCACUCGGAGGCCACUCAGCGGGCCCUCGCCUGCUGAGGCCCACGGCGAGGGCGCCCAGGCCGGCCGGAGCGACUGCCAGAAUUUCCAGCUGGACAAGCUCGACGUCGUCGCGGGGCUCUUGACCGACACCGCCAGCCUGGAGUCUGCAGGGCAGGGACCGUGCGAUGAGCCCCUGCGCCUGCCGCCCGAUGGCCUGCUGUCGCCGGCAAGGUCGAUCCUUCUGACGAGCCGGAGUCCAGACCCCUCUCCCACGCAUGGGGUCCUCCCCGGCCUAGGGCCUGAGGGCUCGCCGUUCGAGGGGGCGGGUUCCCCGGGAUCGCUGACGCGGGCGCUGGCCAAGGUGUCCCAGCUCCUGGACCAGCUGCCCGCCGACAGCUGGUCGGUGCAACGCGCCGCCUGCAGCGCAAGGGGCGAGGCCGAGGUCUGCUCCCUCGGCAGGCUGCCGAUCUCAGGAGUCGAGCACGCCACGGCCCCUGAGCCGCAGGGUGAGGGGGAUCGAGUGCUUGUUGGGCGCUGCUUCUGCCUCGAGAUUGCUCUACAUGUGGGCGAGCCCAAUGUUUCCUUUGAGGAUGGGAUCAACCCGGACCGGCGAGCCUCGCCCCCCGCCCCGGAGCCUGCGGCAUGGACCGACCCCUCCACCAGCCCGCCGCGCGCGCCACGCCCGCCCUCCCUGGCGGGGUCCAGGAGCCCCCGCCCCGAGCACCAAGUGGAGGAGGCGGUGUCCCUGGCCCUGGACCUGAAGCUGCUGCGGCACUGGGUGCGCGGCAUCCUCAAAUCGCCUCAGACGCUGAGGGCAGAUCCAGCAGGCGUGAGUGAAGCUCGCAAAGCCGCUGGUCAGAGCGCCAGCCAGCGUGGGGCGCCAGGCGCGCAGGCGAGAGGACGAGACGGUCCGAUGGACGACUGCGCCGAGCCGGCGCUGCCGUCCGACGCGCUGGCGACCACCGCGACCCAGCGCGACCCCGGAUCCACCCCCGCCCGACCGAGCGGCGUGGUGAGCCCCGCGGCGGCACCCCCGCGCCUGCCAGGCGGCGGCGGCUCGUACGGCGCGCGCCUGCUCCUGCGCGCCAACGCCUCGCUCUCCCCCCUGUUCGUGAAGAGGGAGCGCGCGGGCCCCGGCGCCGACCACGCGCCACCGCCCUCCUGGAAGAGGGCGGUGGAGACGCGCGGGGGCCGCCUGCUCCUGCAGGCCAUCGGCUCGCGGGGAGCGGGGGGGGCGCAGAAUGAUGCCGGGCAGGAUGCCAGCUCGGCGCCCGGAGCCCGGCGCACGCUGCUGACCGAGGCCGGCGCGCCGUCGAGGCCUUGA